Grus americana (Whooping crane) is the source of this 2080-nucleotide messenger RNA. RefSeq names its product general transcription factor IIIC subunit 5 (gene GTF3C5). The record is from RefSeq and is a predicted model, not a curated record. Gene Ontology annotation, biological process: transcription initiation at RNA polymerase III promoter. NCBI's taxonomy places the organism in Eukaryota, Metazoa, Chordata, Aves, Gruiformes, Gruidae. The coding region runs from base 16 to 1554 and encodes 512 amino acids. Gene Ontology annotation, cellular component: transcription factor TFIIIC complex. The transcript has 11 exons.
CGGGGCGGGGGAGUGAUGGCGGUGGAGAGGCGGUGGGGAGAGCGGGGCUCGGCCGUGCUGGAGCUGCCCCGCACGCCGCGGCUGGUGUGUGUGGAGUACCCGGGACUGGUGCGGGACGUCGGGGCGAUGCUGCGGACGCUGGGAGGAGAGCAGGGGGUGUCCCGGAUCUAUGCGGACCCUGCCAAAAGGCUGGAGCUGUAUUUCCGCCCCAAGGACCCCUACUGCCAUCCUGUGUGUGCCAAUCGCUUCCCCACCUCCACCAUGCUGCUCAAGGUGAAGAGGAGGACCAAGAAGAAAAAGCAGAUGGACAGUGAAGAACAAAUCCAGUCAGAAGUCCAGUUUGAAAUGGAAAUACUUGGGACUGUCACCACUGUUUACAAAUUUCAAGGAAUGUCGGAUUUCCAGUACCUGGCAAUGCACUCCGGUCCUGACGGCAAACAAACCUCCAUGUAUGACAAAGUCUUAAUGCUCAAACCAGAGAAGGAAGAAUUUUUCAAUAGAGAAUUACCGCUCUACAUCCCGCCACCAAUUUUCUCACGUCUGGACACUCCUGUUGACUAUUUUUAUCGGCCAGAUAUACAACACCGGGAGGGAUACAACAAUCCCCAGGUGUCUGGUGAGAACCUGAUUGGCCUCAGCAGGGCCCGUCGCCCGCACAACGCUAUCUUUGUGAACUUUGAUGACGAAGAAAUCCCAACCAAACCACUGGAUGCUGCCGUGCAGACCUGGAAGAAAGUGUGCACCAAUCCUGUGGAUAAAAAGGUGGAGGAAGAGCUGAGGAAGCUCUUUGAAGUCCGUCCUGUCUGGUCUCGGAAUGCAGUAAAAGCCAAUAUCAGUGUCCACCCGGACAAGCUGAAACUUCUGUUGCCGUAUUUGGCUUAUUACAUGUUAACAGGUCCUUGGAGAAGCUUAUGGGUUAGAUUUGGGUAUGACCCCAGAAAACACCCUGAAGCAAAGUUUUACCAAGUACUGGACUUCAGAAUUCGCUGUGGAAUGAAAUAUGGUUACACCCCUAACGACAUGCCUGUGAAAGCAAAACGCAGCACCUAUAACUACAGCCUGCCCAUCACUGUCAAGAAGCCAGUAAGUCAUACGGUCAGCGUACAUGAUCUGAAACAGGGCCUUGGUACGUCCGGAGCAUCCAGUGCAAAAAAGCCUGCCUCCAGCAGGUAUAAACUGAAGGAAUCCAUCUACAUUUUCCAAGAAGGAGCUUUACCCCCUUAUCGGCAGAUGUUCUACCAGCUCUGUGACUUGAAUGUGGAAAGCCUACAGAAAAUUAUCCGUCGGAAUGAUGGCACAGAGUCAGAAUGCACAGAGCGGGAUGGGUGGUGCCUUCCAAAGACUAGUGAUGAUCUGCGAGAUACCAUGUCUCUGAUGAUAAAGCAGAUAAUCAGAUCCACGAGACCUGCUCUCUUCUCAAGUACAACAAGCAGUGAAGAUGGCAAAGAGCAGCUGACAUACGAGUCUGCAGAGGAUGAGGAGGAGGAAGAGGACUUCAAGCCUUCAGAUGGGAGUGAAAAUGAAAUGGAAACAGAAAUUCUGGACUAUGUGUGAACUUACUGAGCAGUCUGGCUGCUGUUGGACAGAACAGUCUCUGCUCUUGUUCCUUGAGUGCCGAGGGGUCAGCAACCAUGCCCAGGAUGUGGGAAAGCAGAACUUGCACUAAGAUGCUGACAACCCGUCUGCACCAACUGCAGUAGCUGCUGAUGGCCGUCAUUCCUGAUGUCAGGGAGCCAUUGCCUACAUUUUCAUAACUGCUGGCUAAGAAGCCCUCAAGCACCCUCAGCAAACUCCCAAGAGAGAGCCCAGCAUCCAAACCAGCUGGCACUACACCUGAAACGAGGAGAAGUUGCAUUCCCAGCACUCCAUGUGUGGGAAGUGGGCUGUGGCUGGGUUGGUGGCCACGUGGAAAAUAGAAGAGGUGGCUGAGGAGGUGCUGGGGGAAGCACUCCGGUGCUACUGGAGUCCCCACGGCAGGUGCUGCCCUUCUGCUUGUCCAAGGGGAAUGAAACCACUGUGCCAUGCCUUCAGCAUCCAGCCUCGCUGGUGGUCUUGGAAAUAAAGCCAGCAGGAAAACACG